Messenger RNA from Besnoitia besnoiti, 4494 nucleotides. RefSeq names its product protein kinase (incomplete catalytic triad). Lineage: Eukaryota; Apicomplexa; Conoidasida; Eucoccidiorida; Sarcocystidae. Gene Ontology annotation, biological process: protein phosphorylation. The record is from RefSeq and is a predicted model, not a curated record. The transcript is spliced from 12 exons. Gene Ontology annotation, molecular function: protein serine/threonine kinase activity; ATP binding. The coding region runs from base 1 to 4494 and encodes 1497 amino acids. Gene Ontology annotation, cellular component: cytoplasm.
AUGGAUGACCUUUUCGCAAGCUCCAGUCCCGAGGCUCCGUCGGCUCUGGACUGGUUAGUGAGCGUUCGGCGACGAAGGCAGGCGCUGCAGCGGACUUCACUGGCCUUUCCUGAAAUGUAUUCACCCCGGAAAUCUACUGCGAUCCGCUCUAAAACAACUUCGCCUUCUCGGCGCAAGCCUCCAGACGACAGGAGUAAGAAACCCGGAGGUGACAGGUUUCUCAUAGAUAACACACCGCGUGCCAACGCGCGCCCAUGUCUCCUACGUCAUCCGCGAGGCCCGUGUAGACUAGGCGGGACUAACAGGGAAAGAAGAGCAGACGGCAGCGGAGAAGCGGACAGACGGGAGGACGAAGAGAGAGAGAAGCUUAGGUGGUUGAGCUAUGGCGACCUGCAAGCUCACCAUGCGCUGUGCGUGCCGCCACGUUCCCGUCAGACAGAUCACGAGCGUAACGUCCACAGCAACCGCCACUCUUCUUCCCCAUCAGCAGCACGAACAGGUGGCAAGGCGGGUUACCCUUUCAGAGUGAAAGGCAUGGAAUUCAGCGCCAGAAAGGAGAUUCUACCACGACGCAAAGACCGGGGAUAUAAAUGCCAGCGCGAUACCUCCCAAGAAGUGAGGAGUCACGGCUUCCAGGGGGUGCCUGAUCCUUCAGUCGAUCUCAGCACCAGGUGUAUGUACACUCUAAGCGAGCAGGAGCGGGGGAGCAGCAGAGAUAGUGAAAUCAGAGUUGGCCAGGAACCGUCCGUAAUAACGUUGUGGCGAAUUCCUCAUCGAGGCGACAGGCAAGCGGAACCGAAGAAUUUCCCGAGCUUGCCAGGCAGAGGGUUGUAUCGUCUUAUGGCUGGGCGGAAGGUAGUUGAGUGUCGCACCUCACUGCACAGCAUUGCAUUUUGCUCCCUUUGCGCGAAAGGGGCGCUCACAUUGCCGCCGCUGUGGUGUGCGCUUCUCAAAGAAUCGUCGAGGAGCCUCACGAGCUCUGACGACGCAAACUCGUUGAUACUCUCUCCGAACUGUCCAUUCCAUAGUCUGCGUCCGCGAACCAGAAAGAGCGCUGAUGAAGGAACUUUUCCUUCGCGAGCAGGAGACACGGGCGAUCCUUCGAAAAUGCAGAUACAUAGUUGGAUCAGAGUGAAGAUACCCCAUGAAGUGCGAAAUUGCCUCGCGCGCAGCGACGUCCUGGCUUCUCACUCUUCUGCGUCUUCGUGUUAUGCUCCAUCCUCGUCUGUCGAGAGGAAUCUCUUGCGUAGAACCGUGAGUUGUCCACCUUCACGGCCGCCGCCCACGCCGCAUCUACCCCCGGCAUCUGCGCCAACUUGGCAUACCACAGAAGCGAGCGCUCGCUCCCUGCUUUCCGCCUCCGCUGCUUUUUUGCGUAGCAAUGCAGCCGGAGACGGAGGUCAGGACCAAAAUAGUCGAAGGAACCUGGCCCCUUCCCGAGUGCAUAUGUUGCCAUCGGUGCCGCAGAACUGGAAAAACGCAACCAAAGAAGGUGCACACCGGCAGUCAGGACCAGAGAGCCAAAAAGCUGGAGAGUUUUGUCUUUGCGAGGUCGCGCUAAGCACCGCGACAACAGCAGGCACUUCUACGUCCACACAGGCUUCUUCCUCUGUGACGCUGGAGGACCUGCUCCUCCAGCCUUCCCUGGCUUCAAUCGUCAAAUUCGCGGGCAGAACGACGCGGAUUCACGGGAAGCAAAAGCUGUACAAAAGCACAUCGACAGUGUUGGGGCAAGGCUUCUCAGGAGAAGUGAAAGUCUUCAGACACCGCCACACGUGUGAGCUGUUUGCUCUGAAAACUGUUCUGAACGGGCACGAACGCACGAAGCAUGCUUGGUGCCUCUGGCGCUGGCGCGGCCACCAAAGAGCCUCCCGCGCUGCGCCCUCGCCGGAAACGCCACGUGGGCGCAGGAAGGAGAACGAGGAGAGAGAGGCCCCUCGUCUACAAGGUUCGUCCAGCAGCGAAGAAAGCAGCUUCUUCUCGCAGGACGCCCCCACCGCGACAGGUGCGUCGCGGAGGCGAACAGAAACCGACGGCAGGAUCGCGAGGGAGGAAGCGCGCGGUCGGCCGCGGGGCAGACUCCACGGCACAGCGGAUGGCGCAGCCUCUGAAGAGCGGGCGACAAGAGGGAAGACGAGGACGAAAGAGAGCGGAGACAAGGACGGCGACAUGAAGAGGGACCUCCACGCGAUCAUGGGGGAGGGCGUGUUUGCGUUCCUCGCGGCAGACCACCCUGCGAUAAUCAAGCUCGUAGAAGUCGUGGAGGACGAAGACGGCGUCCACCUGAUCAUGCCCGUCUGUCUGGGCGGGCCACUGGGGCGUGAGAGCGUCGGGAAACUCCAGCAGCUCGCAAUCCCGGAUAGCACAGACGUCGCGAGGCUCGCCGUCGCAGAGCGCAGCAGCGAGACGCGCAGAACGGAAGGGAGGCGUGGCGCACACGUUCUGCUGGGAAACACGAACGCACACGAGGCCGGAGCCUCGGUCAACUGCGAACGGGUCACGAAAAAAUUCGCGUGGCAGAUUCUCAAGGCCCUCCGCCACCUCCACACGCAGGGCAUCGUUCAUCGCGACGUGAAAGCGCAGAACUUCAUGCUCGUCGAGCCUUCCGGAUCCAAGCUACUCUUGAUUGACUUUGGCUUUUCUCUCUUCGCGUCAACCAACGCGGAGCAGACGCCAGAUCCUCACCUGAGUUUUUUCGACUUGAAGGCGGAGGACAACGCCCCGAGCAGGGAGGGCGAUCAACACGCCAUGAAAAGCAAUCCCUGCCCCGUCUUACCGUCGCGCAGUCUCCAACCCGAGGAGACACCUGUUCGCGGGCGGCCGCUGCGAUGCACGCGGGUCCCAGACAGAAGCAGCUUUCCUCACUCGCCCGACUGGGCACGAGAUGCGCCGCCAGAGACCGGGCGACAGGGCGAGCGAUGUCGCGCCGCGCCCGAACCGCAGGGCUCCUUCGCGGACGCCCGCCGCGCCGCCGGCCCCGCGAAGGGGCGCGGCUGUCUCGGCAGAGACAGCAAACGUGAAGAAGGCCGAUCGCCUGCGGCGCAGGUCGCCGCGCUCGCCGACACUUUCCUGCUCUCCUGCAUGCAGCACGACAGCUGGAAGGGCCCCGGCCCGGUGAUCGGCAAAAGGGUCGUUGGGACUCCUGGCCUGCAUCCGCCGGAAGUCGUGGCAGAGACAUCCUACACGACAGCAGCAGACAUGUGGGGACUCGGCCUCGUCAUCCACGCGUUGGUCACCGGCGCCUUCGUGCCCGCACUCGCGAGCUCUGGUCACGUCGUAGAUCCAACAUCUCGCAGGGCGUUCAGCCCUUCGUUCUGGGAUUUCCUCGAGAGGUGUCUGCGGAGGAAGCAGAAGUCAAGGAUGACGGCGGCGGAGGCCCUGAGGCAUCCGUGGCUCGAAGAGGAGAGGCUGGAGGAAGAAGCGAAAGUUCGUCAGCUCGCUGAGCGCGUGAAGAACAAUGACGCCACAAUCACGACAAUGAUUGAUAAUCUGCGCAGCUUUCCUCUUCUCUCCCUCUUCCAUCGCCUCUUUUACUUGCUUCUCGCGUACGCCUUCCCAGCCUCAGAGAUCCCCGAGGAAAUCGAAGUCCUCUUCUACGCCUUUGACCGGUCCAAGCGCGGCGUGGUGGUCUAUGAUGACUUUCUGGCGACGCUGAGGAGCUUUGUUCUCUCGAUUCGGGAACCCGAGGCCCUCGAGAUCUUCACCUCCAUGUACACCUCGACGCGGACCGUCUACAGCUCGACCGGCUGCUUUCUGCAUCAAUCGGUUCACGCGCUCGAGUUCACGCCCUUCCUCGCUGGCGCUAUGGACAAGCAGACGCUGCUGCAUGCGAACUCGCUGAGGCGCAUCUUCUGUCGACUAGAUCCCGGCGGCACGGGCUUGGUCGCGGUUAGCCAGCUUGUCUCGCUCCUCGGCGUCGGUGGCAGAAAAGGAAGACUGCGUCAAACCAGCAUCUACCUGUGUGUCUUCUUCACGGUGCUGUUGCCCCUGUAUAUGUCCACACGUCGCUUCGGCUGGGUGGUUGGGGCGUGGCUGUUUUUUUCCAAGAAACUGCGAGAAGAGAUGCAAUGCUACUUGACCGAGAUGGACGUGGACCUGGCCGGGUCGUUCACGUUCGGUGAAUUCGCUGUCGCCAUCGCCAAGAAAGAUGGACUAAAGGUCAUCGGGAGGCGCGCCAGCGGCUUGGUUCGUCAGCACGCGCUGCUUGCGUCUCCUGGAGCGUCUGCGCAUCGCCCACCAGGCGAGAAGGGCGCCUUCUUCUGCACGAAGUGCGUUAGGCGCGUGCUGUGGAAGCCGCUGGCGCGCCUGACGAAGGCCCUUUUGCCUCGACAUGGCCAGACAGAGAAGGCUCGGGGCAAGUCCGGCUGGUCGCUCUGCCCCAAGAAAAUUCCAAAAAAAGCGAGUCGGAGCUUUCUUCCCUCGGGACUUUUUUCCUCAAGCGCGCGACAUCAAGGCACUCAGAGCGUCGGUCAGCUCUAUCUGAAUGAUGAGUGA